Molecule: messenger RNA, 2809 nt
Organism: Salpingoeca rosetta
Lineage: Eukaryota; Choanoflagellata; Craspedida; Salpingoecidae
Exons: 17
Coding region: 594-2525 (643 amino acids)
Biological process (GO): negative regulation of stress fiber assembly
Molecular function (GO): protein binding
Source: RefSeq, a predicted model, not a curated record
CGUCAGGUCUCAAAGAAGCCGCGAAGGGCUUGAGUUGCGGGUUGUGGUGGACGAUGUUUGGCAUGAGGCGCAUACCAGCCAUUCCACAGUGGCACAACAACCGAGGGGUUGGCAUGGUGGAUGCCUGUGCACACAGCGGCUUUCCUUGGUGAGGGCGUGAUUCCACACACUUGGAAAGACCGAGGUGUGACCUGCCUCCCACGCUUCCUCACGCAGCGCCAGCCUACAUCGCAAACACAAGCACACACAAGCACACACAAGCACACACAUACACACACACAACAGCGCGGUGGUUGUCUGGUUGUGAACUCAGUCACAUCACAAAACAUCGUCAACAGCCCUGAAACCACAGCUCAAAAGCAAGCAGAGUUUCAUCUGCAAGCAUCAAAGAAACGUCAGCACAACUACAACCCCAUCAAGCAAAGCAAGCGAAGCAAGCAAGCAUACACGCAUAUCAACCAGUGUGAACAGCAACCGCGUUCACGAAAACAGCAGGGGCAGGGGUUUGCAGACGUGCAAUUCGCACGAGCACUUGCACACAGCAACACCACCGACCCAGCCAGCAACACUUAUCAACAGCAACAAAGGGCAGCAUGUCUUCACAAAGCGUAGCAGAGUCCAGCAACCAGUCGCUCGCGCCGGCUUCCACCAGCACCAUGGCCACCUCCCACUCAAAACACCCUCCAUGGACAGAGUUGUUGUAUGAGGUGCACAAACACAUCCACGGCCUCGCCAAAGACAUUACGCGCAACCAGCGCAUGUGCGACGGCUGCGCCAACCUCAUCAAGGCCACAAAGGACCCUGUGCGCCAAAAGCAUGUCGCGGUCACCAAGACGUUUGCGGAGUCAACACUGCAGACGCUCCGCCUCAAGCUCACCCGACUUAACGGCGCCAUCCAUCGCGCAGUCUACGAAGGCCUCAAGACGCAGCUGAACCACACCGACAGCAUCCGCAGACCGGAGCAGCUGCUCACACCAUCCAAGCGCUGGAAGUGUCGCCAGCGCGCCGGCACCGUUGAGCUCACGCUUCCAAUGGUUGCUCUUCCCUGGAGAACAAAGGCCCGCAGCGUCGACUGGAAGUCGCAAUUGAGUCGAGAGCUUCAGGAGCACUACCGCGAAAACCCGGCUCGCUUCAGCGCCGUCUUUGACGAGCUCAAGACAGCAUACACAAAGGCAGCGUGCUUCUCCGUGCGCGAGAACAGAAUCACGCAGUGCAUUGCGUACUACCACCACCUCUGCCAGAUUGAGCGCCGCUUCUUCCGUCAGGGACACAUGCACGGCGUGUCCUUUGCCUGGUUUGACCCCCUAUCUGGUGCGGAGGUGGUUACACACCACAUAUCUGCAGAGAAGUUCACUGCGCUCUACAAUGCGGCUGCCGUCUGCACGCAAGUUGCCGCGUUCUACGAAAACCAAAACGCGUCUGGGGUGAAGCGCGCGUGUCGCCUAUACGAGCAAGCGGCAGGCCUGCUCACAUUUAUUCUCGAUUGCGGACUUGCACUCGACGAGGAGUGCACAGAGGACUCGACAAAUGUUGGGGAGCUGAAGCAGACCGUGCGCAUUUUGCGUGAUAUCCAACUUGCUCAGGCGCAGGAGUCGCUCUGGCGCUGCAUGCAACAGCCGGAUGCGUCGUCCCACAACCACAUUCUCAGUGAGGAGGCGGCGUGUGUUGCGCUGACGUACAGCGAACUUGUCGAUCUCAUCUCCUCCGCACAGCAUCCCGCAUGGUACCCAACAGAGUGGCUCACCAUCGCAAAGGCGAAAGUCUCCUUCUUCAACGCCAUUGCGGAGUAUCAUGCGUGGUUGGAAGCAAGGCGGCGGGCACAGGCUGUUUUGGACGCAUCAGCACCUGCCCACGACACGCGGCGGCUUGAGCGUGCACUCGCACUCUUGCAAGAGGCAGAAGACAUUUGCAUGACCGACAACAAGUACGCGCAGCUCGCUGGCUUUGUGGACAUGAUCGGGCAACAGCGGCGGACAAUCCAGGGCGAUAUCGAGGAUACAAUGCUUGUGGAACGUUCCAGUGACGUCAGCUCAUCAGACAGCCUCGAUUCGCUGACAGACAUACAGCCGUUGACGUCACACUGGGCAGAGGCGAGCCGGAAGCUGUUGGAGACAUGUCGCCCGCAGGAUUUGUUUCAGCAGCUCGGCCCUCUUCAGUUUUUCAAUGCGCAGCAGCCAAUUCGCUAUCGAGAGACUCUCACUGUCGCCAAGAAGGAUGAUGACUCGCUCGGAUUCACACUCAUCGGCCAACACCCAACGUGCAUCGAUACUGUGGAUGCGGACAGCCCAGCAGGGAUGGGUGGUCUGCUUGCUGACAGCUUCCUGUUGACUGUCAACGGGGUUGAUGUGCGCGGUGCUAAGCAAGAGGACGUGCAACGAACCCUCGAAGGCGUUGAGUCUCCACUUCGCCUCACCGUCGUGCGGACGUGCUUGGACCCACAUCUGGAUGAAAAGUACUCGCACGCAUCCACCAACCACGGGUCGCAGGCGUACUCCUGCCAACAGAGCACCGUCGACGGAAAAUAACAGCGCCACAUGUGUGUGUGUGUGCGUGUGCAUGCGCGUGUGUCUGCGCGUGUACGUGUACGUGUGUGUGCGCGUGUGUGUGUGUGUGCGUGUGCGUGCGUGUGUGUGUCACUGGCUCGGAUAUGCCACUUGAACACGAUGUUUGUGUCUUGUCUGUCACGAUUCAUUAUUUGGAGAAGCAAAGGGAGGCAGGUGUGCAAGGAUCAUGUAUUUCGUAUCACAGUAGCUCAAAUGCGUGUGUCUGUCUCGCACCAAAGGCAUCGAAUAAAACAGGCAUACAGCAA